Molecule: messenger RNA, 1011 nt
Organism: Prosopis cineraria
Lineage: Eukaryota; Viridiplantae; Streptophyta; Magnoliopsida; Fabales; Fabaceae
Product: protein SENSITIVITY TO RED LIGHT REDUCED 1-like
Exons: 2
Coding region: 93-1001 (302 amino acids)
Biological process (GO): microtubule-based process
Cellular component (GO): cytoplasm; nucleus
Source: RefSeq, a predicted model, not a curated record
GGUAGCCUUCCCUUCCACUCCCCAUCUAUCUUAUCAAAAUUCGUGGUUCACAGGUGUGAGCACAUCAGAAACAACAAAGACAAGCAAGGAUAAUGGCACAAUCAGAAUCAGGCAACAAUCUUAUGGAUCAUUCGAAUGAAACUGAGACCAAGUGGAAAAUUUCUGACAAAGGUAUAGUUCUGAAAGAAACACCUGAACCAUGGAUUCCAAAGGUAUUGGACAUUGAUCCUUUGAGAGAAAAAGUACUUUUGGAUGAAAUGGAAAGAUGCAUAAUUGAGACUGAGAAAUCUGAAUUUUAUCGUAAACUUAAAGAACAAUUGCAAUCUCCACUGAUUUCUAAACACAUGCGGAGGGUUUUGGGAUCGGAGUCGAAGAUGCAAGUGAUAAUUUACGGUAUUGGCAAUAUUGAAUGGCAUGAGAAGAGAAAUAGGAUGCAACUUAGUCUUCCAAUAUUGAUGAAAAAAGACUUUACAUGGAUCGGAGAUAUAGAAAUAUUUGAUCCUAUUCUUCAAACUAUUGAAUGUCGAGUUAUGAAAGCUUUAGGCUGUUCCGUUUGCUCAUUCAAUGAACAUGGAAGGAGGGAGGCCCUAAAGCCAACUCUAUUUUUCAUGCCAUUUUGUCAGAGAACGUUAAUCGACAACCUCCUACAAACAAAUUGGAAAAUUAGUCUGUUGAAGAACAUUGUCUUGUUAGGGAACUCUUUUAAGAGAAACAUUGAUAUUUCGGUUAGGCAUCUGAAGUUAGUUUCUGGGGAUGAUCAAAAAAUAAAGAAAUCAGAUUUAGGGUAUAUUUGGGUUGCUAAAAAAUUUGCAAAUGAGUUUCCAAUCAGAACAAGAUUCGAUGACUAUGGUCUUCCUGGUUAUGAUGAAUUGCCCGGUCGUAAUAGUUUCCAUCCUUUUAAAGGUUUAAGUUGGCAUUUUUUCAGCAAUGCUACGGAGACAAAGUUGAGUCUUGAUGAAGGUUACUUAGAUGUUAAGAAAUAUUUAUUUAAGCAUAUAUAAAAUGCUCGUA